Panicum hallii is the source of this 4723-nucleotide messenger RNA. RefSeq lists its product as uncharacterized. NCBI's taxonomy places the organism in Eukaryota, Viridiplantae, Streptophyta, Magnoliopsida, Poales, Poaceae. The record is from RefSeq and is a predicted model, not a curated record. The coding region runs from base 3467 to 4414 and encodes 315 amino acids. The transcript has 9 exons.
UGGGAAUUUGGCAGCCGUCGCGGAGGGGUUCAGUUCAGACUCCGAAGGCAAGGCAGGAGCGGGAGCGGAGCGAGGCGGCCAUGGCGGAGCUCGCUGCGGACCAGCACGUCCGCUACAUCGUCACCGUGGGGAAGAUCUUGAAUUGGGUUCACACUGUUGGAGUAUCGGGGAGAUUACAACUUGGGGCCGGCCCGAUCGACGGCGACGCUGGGGCGAGCAGCGGCGUGGGGUGGAUCUGCACGGUGCUGCGGAGAUGAGCGGCCGGUGUGGUGGCUGCCUCUUCUACGGGCGGCUCGUUGCCCCGCAGCUCUCGGCCUCACAGCUCCUGCUCUUCUAGCGGCGCCUGCGAUGCCUCUCUAGUCAGAAUGCAUGGCGCGCGGGCGAGGCUCACGAGGUCAGCGUCACAGAGGCGGCGCGAAGGACGCCCAAGCGAUAGGCUGGCGCUUGUUGCAGGCCACACCGCCGGAUCACUAGCCACCAGUUGCAGUGGUUGGUUAGCAGGGCAAAAGCUUAAAGCCUCAAGCAGCGGCCAGCAGGAGCGAGCAACUAAAGCAAGUUUGUUUGAACAGGUACAGCUAUAACCACAAGAGUCUUCAAUUCCUAUGUAGCCCUGCAUUGUUCGUGCAUGCUUGGUCAACCAUGGAUAACCCAGACCUCAAAAGGAAAGCUGCUCUUGGUUACUCAAAAUAUUAGCUAUCUCAUAAUUAAGGAGCAGGGAGGGGGCACCCAUUCCUCACUGAACCACCAACCACCAGUGGCGGAUCUAGGAUGCAAAAUUAGGGGGGGGGGGGGCUCAUUUUCCUCUUCUUCCUCCUCCUCUCUCUGUCUUCUUCUUCCUCCUCCUUUUCUUCUUCCCCUUCUUUAUCCAUGGUUGAAAGUUGUUGGGGGCCCCCCACGGGAUCCGCCCCUGCUGACCACACCACAGGGCGGCAGCAAGAUUACUGAACUGAGCCUCCUCCUCUCGCAGGUCGCAGAGCAGCCAGCCUCCUCCCCUCUCGCAGCGCAACUAGCCCCGGAGCCCCCCACCAUCUCUUCUCCUCGAGUCAACAACAAAGCACCGGACUUCCACCACUCAUUCCCAUCGCAGAUCAAAGGGCCCUACCUCAAGUACAGAUGGGAUAGGAAAUAAAAUCUUUUCAUCAUUUGAGGACCUGGGGUAUCUCCGUUGAUCUGAUCCACUGCACCAAAGUGCUGACGAAAACAUUCGUGAACUGAAUCGACAGCUACAAGAUCUGUUGGUCCAAAGAUUAAGUAUGGAUUGUUAGGGAGCGUGAGGGAUUGCUGGAUGGAGUAUUUUGUUGCGUAGCCACCUGGGCAGCAUGAUGGCCUGCAGUUUGGACUGUAAAUUAUUUUCUAGUCCUACUGGUUUCAGAUGUAGCUCCACGAAUUACCAACUGCAUAAUCCCAUAAAAUUUCUUGUGUUAGAUUUCAGACUUCCGAUGGCUAACCACUUCAAACUGUCCAAAUAUUUUCCAUCAGGUGUUUGUCCGUCCACUUCCUUCAGGUUGUCUGCACCUCUCCAUUGAUAGCAUUUCUUGAGACCUUUAUCCAGUGCUAUUUACCAAUUACAGCUAGCUUUUUGGUUCUGAUUUACUUGUCUAAAGCCUGAGCACUUGCCAUAGUAUCAUAGGUAAGACACUGGCCACCCAAAGCCAUAGUAUCCUGCUCAUAUUCUGUGCAGACCUUGCAAAGAAAUCCUCAGCUUCUCAUAUAAUUUAAAUAAGUAUUUUGUGAAGUCCUAACAAAAUUAUCAUAAUGUGAAAGUAUUAGCAGACAAGUAGAUAUCUUAGUAUAUUUUUUAUUAUCAUUACCGUAAAUUUAUUCACGCUUGAUGGACAAUAUUUCAGUUAAUGUGUUUACCAAAGAGAAUCAAUUUAUUGGCUGCUGAUCUAUGCUAUGCACUAGUUCUUCCUGUGUCAUUUAUUAUUUCAACAAUGUUUUACUUGGCUGGUGAUAUAUGAUUUGCAGCCUCUCUUUUUUUUCUUUUUGCUUGUGGAUGUUGGAUAUAGGCAUGUACAUAGAUGGACAAUAAUCAUCAUGAAUUCCUUUAUUACUGUAUGUGGAGGCAAAAGGCCCUAGCUGUUCUUGUUCUACUGUUGGUCUUCUGGUGGAGGAACCAAAAUGACAAGAGGACUAGAGCCAAACGUGUAAAGUAUGCUCCUCUUAUGCAGAGGGAUAUCUGGCGUAGUAGUGAACUAAUUAGGUUGGUUGACACCUCUGACGGAAUAUGUAUGCGCGAGCUGAGGAUUGCCCGGUCUGUGUUCUACAAGCUUUGUUCUGGGCUUAGGGACAGGGGGCUAUUACUUGAUACAUUUCAUGUUUCAGUGGAGGAGAAAGUGGCUAUGUUUUUGAAGAUUGCUGGGCAAUGUCACACACACUCCUCUGUAGCCAUUGCACAGUGGAGAUCUGGAUGGACAGUUAGUAGGUAUUUUAACGUCGUCUUACGUGCCCUUGUGAAGUUGGCUCCUGAACUAAUUUAUAUUAGAUCAACUUCCACACAUCCUAAGAUCACCAACAGCCCAAACAGAUUUUAUCCAUAUUUUGAGGGAUGUUUAGGGGCACUUGAUGGCACUCACAUCAGGGCAUGUGCGCCUGCUAAAUUUGUGGAUAGGUUUAGGGGGCGCAAGUCGUACCCCACACAAAAUGUCUUAGCAGUUGUCGACUUUGAUCUGCACUUCACUUAUGUCCUAGCUGGGUGGGAGGGGUCUGCUCAUGAUUCUCAUUUUGCAUGAUGCCCUGACUCGUCCAAAUGGGCUCAAAAUCCCAGAAGGGAAAUUCUAUUUGGCUGAUGCUGGGUAUGCCACUAGGCCAGGCAUAGUGCCACCCUAUCGCGGUGUUCGCUAUCACCUAAAAGAGUUUCACGGAGCCCAUGACCCAAAAUGUCCAAAAGAGCUUUUCAAUCAUCGCCAUUCCCAACUUAGGACAACAGUUGAGGGGGCAUUUGGCGCUCUCAAGAAUCGCUUCAAAAUUCUUAGUAACAAGCCAUUCAUACCCCUGAAGUCACAGCCAAAGGUGGUCAUUGCCUGUUGUGCCCUUCAUAAUUGGAUACUGGAUGAUGGAGCUGAUGAGUUCAUAUAUGAUGAGCCAACUUGGUAUGGCCAUCUACCUAGGAGUAGAAAUCGUGUCACCGAUCGAGAGGCUGAUGUACGUGAGUGGGCUACCAAGCGUGAUUCAAUUGCCCAGCAGAUGUGGAAUGAUAGACUUAACAAUAAUGUUACCGUUGAAAAUUAGUGUGUAUUAGCUGCAGCUGCCAUCUUUUGGGUUAGUUUGGACAGUUAAUAUCGUUUCUGUUUGUGUACUUUGGUGGCUGUGUAGCCAUUUGGUCUGUAUACAAUAGCACUGAACUUGUGCUUUGCAAUUUAAUAAUAUGUUUGCUUAGUGGUGUAACUUUCUUCUGUUCAACCACAACAUCGUCUGUUAUAUACUUAAUAUGGUUUGAAACUUAUUGUGAACUUUCAUUUAUAGCAUGGUUAAGAAAAACAAAGUUGGAAGUGCUGAUGUUGUAUAUCGUGAGAAGUACAAAACAUGGACUGAUGACAGCACUGAGUUUAUGCUUCAGUGGUAUGUUGACUACCAAAAGGACAAACCUGCUACCUUUAGGUGGAAGCAACACCACCAUCAUCUGUGUGUAGAAGCUUUGAAUGCCAGAUUUGGAAUAGGAGCUACCAGACAUCAAGCUUAUCGUCAGUUCAGGGCAUUAAAGGAGAAGUGGAACUGGAUAAGCCAAGCUUUGGCCAAGAGUGGCAAUGGUUUUGAUGCAGCGUCUCGCAAGUUCAAUCUACCAUAUUCAGAGAAACCACCUUCCAAGCUUGGGACUUUGAAAUACAACUAUCUUACUCGACCUAUCAAAUUCUUCCAGCUCAUGGAAGAGCUAUUUGGAGAAUCUGGCCAAGCUAAUGGAUCCUUAGCUAUUGACCAAUACACUUCAGAUGCAGAAGAUGAUAGAUCUGAAACAGAGACUGAUGAUUCAUUUACUGUUGAGCAUGGUGAGAAUGAUUCUGACACUAUUGCUCGUAGCAAUUCACCUGAUCUAGCCUUCAGUUCUAGUCUCAAGCAAAAAAACAUGAAAUCGCCUAUGAAGAAGCUUCGAAAGCGCAAAGAAAAACGUGCCAACGCACUAGAGAAUGAUAAAAUUGCAUCAAGUAUUGUCAUGCUGGCCAAUUCUGUUGCAUCCAGUGCCCCUGCACCUGCUGAUCCUUAUGCUAAUCUUUGGAAGCGUAUUGAGGAUAUACCUUUCCUACCACGGGAUAAGGUUGAUAUUGCAACCUUUCUUUCCAAGCCGGAGCAGAUGUACUUGCGCAACUACUUGAAUGCUGCAUCUGAUCAGUCAUUUGGAUCCUGGGUAACUGAUUACUUAGGUGCCAAGUAUGGUGCUAGUGGUGGGUAUGCAUGUGAAUAUGGUAGCUCUAAGUGAAUAUGGAUGCUGCAGCUUUUGGUAUUUUGGACGUGCUGUAGGUGGACGUCAUAUCGAUGCACUUGCUUAUGCUAUUUUGGAAGUGUUGUCGGUUGACAGGAGCAUGUUUCUGUAACUUGUGCGACGUAGAACUACUGUAGGUGGUCAGGAAAGAUGUACUCCUCCAGCAUAAUAUUAUUUUGUGUUGAUCAAGGUGGCUGGACUUCAUGAACUCAUUUGUAUAAUAUGUAAAUAUAUCAUCAGUAGGCCCGAACAGUUGUUAUGUAAAUGACAUGUUCUAAUAUUAUAUGAUAGCAUGAAUCAUGGACA